UGCUCGCCGAGUGUUGCCAUAUGAUAAAGCUACCAGUGUUUUAGCACGUUUAAUGUAACGUUACUGGCAUUAAUUAACCAGACUAGCAUGCAUCUCGAUCAAGGCAAAAAACGUGCAUCGUGAGGAGUAUCUGGGAGUUUCCGUGAAUUCCAGCGCCGCUAUAAAGCCGAGCGCCGGGACUUUUCCGCAUUUCUGUUCAGACGAUCCGCUGAAGGAUGGCUGCCAUCAAAGCGCUGCAGCAGUGGUGCAAACUCCAGUGCGACGGUUAUCGAGAUGUGAACAUCACCAACAUGACAACUUCGUUCAGGGAUGGACUGGCGUUUUGUGCUCUGAUCCACAAGCACAGACCGGAUCUCAUAAAUUACGACUCCCUGUGCAAGGAAAACGUAUAUGACAACAAUCAUUUGGCCUUCUGCGUGGCGGAGGAGCAGCUGGGCAUCCCGGCGUUGCUGGAUGCCGAGGACAUGGUGGCUUUGAAAAUCCCCGAUCGCCUCAGCAUCCUCACUUAUGUCUCACAGUAUUACAACUACUUCCACGGCCGGUCGCCCAUAGGGGGCUUGGGUGGCAUUAAAAGGGCAGCAGAGGGAUCCAAGGAGGAGCCAUCAGGAAAGAAGAAUCAGCCUGUGGUGGCCAAACCCUUCGCCUCUGUGCCCGCCACGGAGAACCAGCCACCCUCCACUCUGGACAUCUCCAUUACGAAACCUCAGAGACCCUCACCAAAACUUCCCCGAGUCCCCGACCAGAAAAAGGUUCUGGUCGAGACAUCCAAUAAAACUGGCACUCUAAGCAGUACCUGCGUGGUUUGUAAAAACCAUGUCCACUUGGUCCAGCGCCACCUGGUGGAUGGAAAGCUCUUCCACAGGAGCUGCUUCAAGUGUGGCGAAUGCUCCAGCAUCCUCCUUUCUGGGACGUAUAAAGUUGGGCCCAAACCCGGCACCUUCGUCUGCACGACUCACCAGGUCGCCAAGAGUGGGCAGAAGACUGUGCCCUCCCUUGGGGUGGCUCUGCACAGACAUGACCCCAAAGCCGACACCGGCAUCAUCUCCUCGGGGCUCAAAAAUGCGGGCAGUCACGCUCUGCGGUCCACCUCGGCGGUUCCCGGCGGGCCCAUAAACGCGGUCCCGGCCGCGUCUCCCUGGACCCCCUCUGCUGCUAGGACUCAGGCGGCACGUCAGCGCUUCUUCCAGGCCGGCCUGGACCCCCAGCCAGUCUCCCGUGUACUGGCAGCCUCCGACGAGAAAGAUAGAGCCAGGGUGUUGGUGACCAGCAAGCUGACCGAGCUGAACCGCAAUAACAACAACACGGCGUCCAAAGUCGGGCUCUGGAAGGCUGACGGCUGGAGCGGACCUGCCCCAGUUAGUGCCCCCGGUGGGCAGGGAGGCAAGAGCAGUGGUGGCGUGACGAUAGUGGAGCCAAAGACUAGUAACAAGGAGUAUCAGUGCUCCCCCUAUGGGUCUAAAGGGUCCGAUGGGUCGACAUGUCCUUCAGGCUGGAGAGCAAACCUGAAACCUUUGUCUGGCAGACCAGAAACGAACCCUGCAGCUUUUGUCAAAUUCGGCUCCCCGGCCCCCGAGAAGACACCGGCGGGCCUCAGUGACACUGGCAGCGGCCGCCAGGCUCAGCCUGCGGCGACGUUUCCCAAGGCCUUUGGUGAGGCCCAUGCCAGCCCAGGUUUGAAGGCUGUUAAAGGUUCACCUUCCCUAUACAGCCUUAAGCCUGAAAUGGAGUCACCCAAGGACCAGUUGUCGUACAUCUCGAAGGAGGAGAUCCAGCAGGAGCUGAAGGCACUGGAGGACGGCCUGAGCGAGCUGGAGAGGCGGGGCGUGGAGCUGGAGCAGCGUCUGCGGGGUGCUGAAAGAGAAGGACAGGAUGAUGUUUUUGAUGCGUUGAUGGUGGACUGGUUCGCCCUCAUUAGCGAGAAGCAGAGUCAUGUGAGAAAGGAGUCCGAGCUGGUCUACAUUGCGAAAACUCAGGAUUUGGAGGAGCAGCAGCCUGAAGUGGAGGUGCAGCUGCGGAGGCUGAUGGAGAAGCCGAGUCGUCUGAAGACGGCUGCAGAUAACAAACGGGAGGAAGAGCUUAUGGACAAGCUUCUGGAGAUCGUCAACGACAGGAACGCCAUCAUCGAGGGGUUGGAUGAGGACCGGCUGAGGGAGAAGGAUGAGGAUGAGCAGCUCAGCCAGAUGAUGGAGCAGCUUGGCAAGAAGAAAAUCAAAAAGAAGCAAAAGUCUGUGGUUAAGAAGCUUUUCAAAAGGAAGCAGAAAAAGAGAGCAGGAAAGGCCUGCUAACAGGAGGGUCCGUCAGAGGUGAGCCUCCACGUUGGUGCGGGAAGAGAGAAGAGCGCCCUCUUUGGGUGACCGCCCCGCUUGCUUUUUCGCCUGGAUACGCCCACGCUGGUGCGCCGGCGGUCCUGUGAUCUGCUGUAAUUAGGCUGCGUAGGGUAAUCUCACUGUAUUGAUGCGUUGCUGUUCCUGGAUCUGUAGUCAUGGUCUCAUUAUCCUCCACCGUUUGAAACUAAUUCUUUGUUCAAUUGACUGUUACUGUUAUUUCUUUUUCUUUGAAGAUCACGCUGAAAAUGUGGUUUGUGCUUAUUUUCAUACGAAAGUAGUUUUGGUCUAAAUCUUCCCUGUUCUGGGGCUUCUGUUCAGUUUGUGUCCUAUGCUGAUGUUUCAUUUAUAAUUCUGUGUGUGUUUACGCAGCCUGAAACCAGCACCUUUUUAUGACAAAAACACCAUUCGGGUUUUGAUUUUAACAGUUUUAAGACUCGUAUUAAAGUUCAGAGGUAUGUUUCUGUGAAAGGCUUUUAAUGAGGAAUAUUUUAAUGCUCCCCCCGUUUUUGUGCUGAAACUGUCACGGGGGGGCAGUGUGUUAACUGCCCUCCUCUGAGGGACUCCUACACGUUUUGGAGGCUUUUAUUGGAGUAAACAUUUUAAUCUGAGUCCUGCUUCCACUUGGGUGUGUUUGAGAGAAUUUGCAUAUAGUACCUUGUAAUGAUUAUACUGCCGUAAAGUUUUGCCCCUCCCAUAAUAAGGAUUGUGCAUAUGUAAUAUAACUGUCUGCCUGAUUUUACACUAUUCCAUGUUAAUUCAUUACUGCCUUGGCAUGGGAUUAUUUUAAACAUGAUUUGCUCUCCAAUAAAUGCAUUAUUAAUAAAAAAAAA
This is a messenger RNA of Paramormyrops kingsleyae, 3157 nucleotides long. It is a transcript of the gene micall2a, whose product is annotated as mical-like 2a. The record is from RefSeq and is a predicted model, not a curated record. NCBI's taxonomy places the organism in Eukaryota, Metazoa, Chordata, Actinopteri, Osteoglossiformes, Mormyridae. Gene Ontology annotation, molecular function: protein binding.